This is a messenger RNA of Hansenula ciferrii, 684 nucleotides long. It is a transcript of the gene SSP120, whose product is annotated as nucleobindin SSP120. Lineage: Eukaryota; Fungi; Ascomycota; Saccharomycetes; Phaffomycetales; Wickerhamomycetaceae. The transcript has a single exon. The record is from RefSeq and is a predicted model, not a curated record. Gene Ontology annotation, molecular function: calcium ion binding. Bases 1 to 684 code for a protein of 227 amino acids. Gene Ontology annotation, cellular component: endoplasmic reticulum-Golgi intermediate compartment; extracellular exosome.
AUGAAAUACUCUACUUUGCUAUCACUUGCAUCUAUAUUCACAUACACUUUGGCACAUGGAGAUCAUGGUUCACCUGGGUCAGAUAGUACAAAUUUAAAAGAAUCACCUCCAGAUGGUCUAACUUGGGAAGAAUGGCAUAUGAAACAAGAACAUGGAUUAGAUGAAUAUGAUGCAGAAUCAUUUUUCACAUUACAUGAUUCUAAAAAUAAAAACUAUUUGGAUGCUGAUGAUAUACUGAAUGCUUAUGGAUUAAAUAGAGAUGAAGUUGUUGGGAAAGGUGAUGGUUUAGGUAGUCAUGAUGAUUCUGAAGGUAUAAGUAAAGAAACAAAAGAUCAAAUUGUCAAGGCAAUUUUGAAAAUGAUGGAUGCUAAUACAGAUGAUAAAAUCACUAAAGAAGAAUAUUUAAAAUUUGCUAAUAAAGGUGGGAAAUUUCCUGAUUUAGGUGUUGGUGUUGGUCAUCAUGGAGAUUUUGAAUAUGAAUAUGAAGUUCAUCAUUGGAAUAAAUAUCAUAAAGAUCAAGAUCCAGAUAUUAAAAAUAUACAUAAGGAAGAUAUUGAACAUGAAUUAUUACAUCAUGAACAUGAAAUUGAACAUGAAGUUGAUACUUCAGUAGGAAAAUGGACUGAUGAACAAUUUGAACAAUAUAUAAAAUUACAAAACAUUCCAAAAAAAUUUAGAUCAUGA